AUGUCCUUUUCAAGCCUUGUUCAAGACCUCUCUUUCAGAGACAAUACCACCAACGAGCGUCGACAAAUGAACCGCGCAACCUCAUCAGCCUCGACCAUUGAUGACCGCCGAUCCCACGUUUCCAGAGCCAUGUCUUAUGCCAGCACUACUGCGACAAGUGUGAGCAUAGCUGGCGAUAUUUCAAGUCAAUUGCAUGGUGGUUAUGCGCAUCCUCUUGCUCGAUCAUGGCAAGCGGAGCGACAGUUGACCAAGGCAAUGCUUAUUUACCCUCUAUUCAUCUCAGAUAUUGAUGACGAAGAAAUUCUCAUUCCCUCGCUCCCAGAUCAAUACCGCCGCGGGAUCAAUAAACUCGUCCCUUUCCUGGAACCGCUCGUUCGAAAGGGCCUGCGAUCAGUCAUACUGUUCGGUGUUCCAAUGGCUGCGGGCACAAAGGAUGCACUAGGCACUGCUGCUGAUGAUCCGCGGGGACCUGUCAUGGCUAGUAUUCGCCUGUUGCGCCAAAGAUUCCCCCAGUUGUAUAUUGUCGCAGAUGUCUGCCUUUGCGAAUACACAUCACACGGCCACUGUGGCAUUCUCAGAGACGACGGUAGUCUGAACAAUCAGUUAUCUGUCGACAGAAUAUCAGAUGUGGCUAUUGCAUACGCUCAAGCGGGUGCUCACUGCGUCGCUCCUUCGGACAUGAACGACGGUCGAAUCAGAGCUAUCAAGCUUAAGUUGAUCGAGGCUGGCAUUGCCCACCAGACAUUACUCAUGUCAUAUGCUGCGAAAUUCUCGGGCUGUCUAUACGGCCCAUUUCGAGAUGCAGCGGGCUCCGUUCCCUCUUUUGGGGACCGCAAAUGCUACCAACUACCACCAGGGGGCAGAGGUCUUGCCCGCAGAGCCAUUGAGCGUGAUAUUGGCGAAGGUGCGGACAUCAUUAUGGUCAAACCUGCGGGUCAGUACCUCGACAUCAUUAGUGACGCCAAAGAAAUUGGAAAGAACAUGCCUAUCGCUGCCUACCAAGUUAGUGGGGAGUUUGCUAUGCUUCAUGCUGCUGCGAAAGCUGGAGUUUUCGACCUAAAGACGAUUGCCUUCGAAUCUACAGAGGGUAUUUUACGGGCAGGUGCGGGGAUUGUCGUCAGUUAUUUCACACCCCAGUUUCUGGACUGGUUAGAGUCAUAG
This is a messenger RNA of Glarea lozoyensis ATCC 20868, 1161 nucleotides long. RefSeq names its product Aldolase. Gene Ontology annotation, molecular function: porphobilinogen synthase activity; zinc ion binding. Bases 1 to 1161 code for a protein of 386 amino acids. Gene Ontology annotation, biological process: heme biosynthetic process. NCBI's taxonomy places the organism in Eukaryota, Fungi, Ascomycota, Leotiomycetes, Helotiales, Helotiaceae. The transcript is spliced from 2 exons. Gene Ontology annotation, cellular component: cytosol. The record is from RefSeq and is a predicted model, not a curated record.